ACGGAACAAGGUUCAAAACUGUAACCGCGGCAGCUCUCGACUCGACUUUAACGUGUUAUUAUCACGCCCUCGCACAAAAACCUUGAUGCCUAGGAAGGUAGAGAGAGAUGAUGCUUUUGGGUUUCUAUAUUACUCCUUCUUACGCUACUGUUGGGCUAGGCUACCAGGUAUAGCUCGUCGGCGCCAAAAACGCCGUAGGACGAUCGCAGGGCUGCCGCCCAGGCGCGCGAGCGUGAGCGCGAGGCCAUCGCCGCCGCCGUCGCCACCGCCACUGCCGCUGCUGCUACCGUUUAGGCCCCCCCGCCUUCCUUUAGCCCGCUCAGCAUCCCCAGCCUCGCGGAAUAGUGCACCCCCGCCGAUAGCUAUGUCUAGAUCCCCGCCGCCGCCGCCGCCAAUAGCUGGGCCUUUAUCCCUUCGGUCUCUUGCCCCGCCCCCACCGGCAUCGCAGCAGCUAUCGGCCCCCUUGAUAGCCCCGCCUCGCCGCCCCCUCCUCCGCCAGUCCUACCGGAAGAUCUCUUAUUUAAUGCGAUCUCGAACCGUCCUGCCUCCUGCUGGUGAAUACCUUAGUUACGAUCGAACCGUAAGGGGACGAAACCGUGGCUAUUCUUUUGUUACGCUAUGCUCCCUGUGCGCCUACCAGGCGCGUGGGUGCGAUCCACGACCAGAAUCGACCUAAUUCACUGCUAAGCCCGUGAAAAGAUCUCCUACCCUAUGCUCAUUUUGCUAGGAGUGAGGUAGCAAAGUUAUGGUUUAAUCACAGCCAAUGAACCUCUACGUAUUGCCGGAGACAACUGACUCUUAUUGACUUUAAAUUCCAAGGAGUUAUAAGUACUGAAUAAUAGCAUCUAAAGACGUAAUGAAUGUAGCCUAGAGACUAAAAAGCAUGUGAGGAUAUUG
Lasiosphaeria miniovina is the source of this 897-nucleotide messenger RNA. RefSeq lists its product as uncharacterized. The record is from RefSeq and is a predicted model, not a curated record. Bases 86 to 676 code for a protein of 196 amino acids. NCBI's taxonomy places the organism in Eukaryota, Fungi, Ascomycota, Sordariomycetes, Sordariales, Lasiosphaeriaceae. The transcript is spliced from 4 exons.